AUGCCCUGGCUCCCUGCGCUGCCUGCUGAGCCCUGUCCCUGGUUGGUGGGCCGCCGGUACUACGAUGCCAAGUUGUGCCUGCUGCAUGCUGAGCAACUCAUCCUGCGCCACAUGCAUUUCCAGGUGGUGGGCAGCCACCCGCACAAAUUCCUGCUCAGCUUCUGUGCAGCGAUGGGUGCUUCUGACAGAGUGGCGGCACUGGGCGUUGCACUUCUCAACGACUGCAUGGUGUACACUGACCUGGUUGCGCGGCUGACACCUGAACAGGUUGCUGGCGGGGCACUGCACCUAGCCCUCGAGUGGGCAGAGGAGGCAAGUGGGGGAAGGUCUUUGAGGUGGCUGCGGGAGAUAGGUUUGGACGCUGCAUCAGUGGAGGCUGUGGGGCACUGCCUGCUGGACAUGGUCGUGGAGGUGAGGUCCAGAGAAGGGCAGCUGGAAGCCACAAAUCGAGGUGUGGAAGUGGAUUGA
Molecule: messenger RNA, 468 nt
Organism: Ostreobium quekettii
Lineage: Eukaryota; Viridiplantae; Chlorophyta; Ulvophyceae; Bryopsidales; Ostreobiaceae
Source: the annotation of a GenBank genome assembly